AUGCAGCAGAGGUCCUCCAGGCAGAAGAGGAAGAAGAAAACCAACGAAGAAGAAAAGGAGGAGGAGGAGACAGGAGCUCAUGGAGCCGAAGUUCAGAGACGGGAUCUGGACCAGAACUUCAAACUGAUGAGGAGGAGGAGCAGAACCGGGUCACCUGUGACCUUCAUCAUCAUCGUCAUCAUCAUCCGUGUUUUUACCAAAAUAAAAGUCUCUGUUUGUUUUUAUAAAAGUUCUCGAUCGCCCGCAGCACGCCGACUCUCUCUCUUCUUCAAAAAUAUCGGGGGGGCAAACAGGAAGUUGCAUAAAGAGCCGUGCUGA
Messenger RNA from Xyrichtys novacula (pearly razorfish), 318 nucleotides. The record is from the annotation of a GenBank genome assembly. Lineage: Eukaryota; Metazoa; Chordata; Actinopteri; Labriformes; Labridae.